Pyrgilauda ruficollis (rufous-necked snowfinch) is the source of this 708-nucleotide messenger RNA. RefSeq names its product NADH:ubiquinone oxidoreductase subunit A8 (gene NDUFA8). The coding region runs from base 82 to 600 and encodes 172 amino acids. The record is from RefSeq and is a predicted model, not a curated record. Lineage: Eukaryota; Metazoa; Chordata; Aves; Passeriformes; Passeridae. The transcript is spliced from 4 exons. Gene Ontology annotation, biological process: mitochondrial electron transport, NADH to ubiquinone.
CGCCCCGCUCUGGCUCCGCCCCCCGGCGGCCGCGCGUGCGCGGUGCGGGGCGGGCGCUGAGGGCGCUCAAGGAGAGCCGCCAUGCCCGGGGUGCUGCGGGUGCCUCCGCUCGAGGAGCUCGAUGUGCAGGAGGUGGCGGUGAGCUCGUCCGUGCUGAAGGCCGCGGCGCACCACUACGGCUCGCAGUGCGACCGGCCCAACAAGGAGUUCAUGCUGUGCCGCUGGGAGGAGAAGGACCCGCGCAAGUGCCUGAGGGAGGGCCGGCAGGUGAACCAGUGCGCCCUCGACUUCUUCAGGAGCAUCCGCACGCACUGCGCCGAGCCCUUCACGGCCUACUGGACGUGCAUCGACUACACCGGCCAGCAGGAGCUGCGCCGCUGCCGCAAGCAGCAGGCAGCCUUCGACUCCUGCGUGCUGGACAAGCUGGGCUGGGUCAGGCCCGACCUGGGAGACCUCUCCAAGGUUACGAAGGUGAAGACAGACCGUCCUCUGCCUGAGAAUGCCUAUCACUCUAGACCCAGACCAGAGCCAAACCCACCCACGGAAGGGGAGCUGAAGCCCUCUCCCCUUGGCAGCAGGCUCUUUUUCUGGUCCUGGUGAAGUGGGCAGGCUGUGCUGUGACUCAAGUGCAGAGAUGUGGCACUUGCACAUGUAAAUUGUGUGGUGUGUUCUGGGUAUCACUAAUAAUUAAAGAGCCCAAAACCAUUA